This is a messenger RNA of Xiphophorus maculatus (southern platyfish), 2991 nucleotides long. RefSeq names its product solute carrier family 10 member 4 (gene slc10a4). Gene Ontology annotation, cellular component: membrane. Gene Ontology annotation, biological process: bile acid and bile salt transport. NCBI's taxonomy places the organism in Eukaryota, Metazoa, Chordata, Actinopteri, Cyprinodontiformes, Poeciliidae. The transcript has 3 exons. The record is from RefSeq and is a predicted model, not a curated record. Gene Ontology annotation, molecular function: bile acid:sodium symporter activity. Bases 993 to 2219 code for a protein of 408 amino acids.
GUACAAAGAUUAGUUGUACACACAAGGUGUUUAUUUGUCCGACUACCAAAUAUAAAGAAGCAACAAAAACACAGCAGGAUGGUGAGGUAUGGAUUUCCACAGCAGGAUUUCCCAAAUACAAAGUUUUUAAAGCGCACACUGAAAGAACAAAAAGCUAAGUAUGUUCAGUUUAUCACAGGAAGUACAAGAACUGAGUGGAUCAGCUCGCAUGUAUAAAUCCUGGAAUGAUUUCUGACAAGGUUCCACAUAAAUUUAGAUUAAAAUCUUGCUAAAAGACUUCAAUGAUGAAAUUUGGCUAUUCAGAUUGACCAGUGGCUAUUCAGAUUGACUAGCAGGACUUCCAUGUGUGUCUUUGUUACCAAAUUGUUAUGAAAUCCAUGCAAUUUUCUCACACUUUUCUUUUUCUUUUUUUUUUACAGCUGAACAGAAUGCAAAUUAUUACCUCUAAAGGAGGAAUAUGGUUAAAAACUUGCAAAAUGCUAAGACAAUGGUCACAAAACUUUACCGUACUUAAAUUAAGAGCUGAAACAAAAUGGCACACAAAUAGAAAAAGAUAGCUUGAUUUGAUUUGGGGAAAAAAAAUUUUAUGAGCUUUAACUCCAGACACAUCAAUAAGGCAAAGGUCAAAUCUUGUGAGCUACUUGCGCCAUAAAGUUCAAGAGCGCCAUGCGUCAGUCGCAUAUAAAAAACACAGGAAAACUGGCAGAGCGGCAGUUUUUCUCCUUUUUGUGGAUGCGUAAAGCAGGAACACGAAUCUGGCUGUUAGUGCUUCAAUCUGCAGCUGAUGCUUCAGAGACUCCCGCCCUGUAAGACCCAUCGGUGGCACCGGACUGACCGUGAGUCGCUUUAAGACCAUCGAUACCGUCACAUCCCCUCGGACUCUGGAUCAGCUUCUUAUUGGUGACCGCGCGCCGCUAGGGGACUCAUUUUAGUCACGGACACUAGCAGGCGCACAACGCGACCGUGGAGAUACUUGAUCCUCCUGAUGCGCCAUGGAGAACUCCAGCGCGCAGGCAGCUGCCAUCACGGACUUUAUCUUGCACACUUUGAAGCAAACCGUGGAUUCACAGCGCGUUUCGGAGGGAUAUUUUUUCCUGGAAGGCGGCGCACUCAGGACUGACGCUGGGGUUGGAUUUAUGACCGCUCCCCAGACCGAACCUCCUCACCUGGUGCCUGCUUUCUGGGACUCCCCGCUCAGCCACGGCAUCAAUGUGUUCGUCGGAUUGGUCCUCUGCUUCACCAUGCUGGGCCUGGGCUGCACCGUGGAGGUGAGCCAGCUCGGGGAACAUAUCCGCAGACCCAUCGGGGUAUUGCUGGCUCUGGUGUGUCAGUUUGUCAUCAUGCCCCUGGUGGCUUUUCUUCUGGCUUUAGCUUUCUCUCUGGAUGAUGUGGCAGCGAUGGCGGUCCUCCUGUGUGGCUGCUGUCCUGGUGGGAACUUGUCAAACAUCAUGUCUCUGCUGGUCCACGGAGAGAUGAACCUCAGCAUCAUCAUGACCAUAUCCUCCACCCUGCUGGCGCUGGUCUUGAUGCCCCUCUGUCUCUGGAUCUACAGUCGGGCCUGGAUCAACACGCCCGUGGUCAACCUGCUGCCCUUCGGGGCCAUCAUCCUGACCCUGUGCAGCACCCUCAUCCCCAUUGGUUUGGGUGUUAUGCUGAGAUACCGCCACACACGUGUGGCCGACAUAGUUUUAAAGGCUUCCCUUUGGUCUCUGCUGGUCACCCUGGUGAUGCUGUUCGUCCUGACAGGCGUGAUGCUAGGACCGGAGCUGCUCUCCACCAUCCCUCCCUCCGUGUAUGUGGUGGCCGUCCUGAUGCCUCUGUGCGGGUAUGCCGCGGGCUACGGCCUGGCCGUGCUGUUCGACCUGCCCCCCAACAGCCGCAGGUCUGUCUCCCUGGAGACGGGGUGUCAGAACGUGCAGCUGUGCACCGCCAUCCUGAAGCUGGCCUUCCCUCCUCAGCUGAUGGGCGGGAUGUACAUGUUCCCUCUGCUGUACGCGCUCUUCCAGGCAGCCGAGGCCGGCAUCUUCAUCCUGGCCUACAAGCUGUACAGGAAGGAGGUUCUGCUUAAAUCGGACCCCACGAUGGACGGCGGCGAAUCAGACAUAACGUAUCAAAGGUUCCGUGACGAGGACUUUGAGCCGUCUUACGGUGCUGUGACAGUGAGCGACCCGAAUACAAUCAUGCUAGAGCCCUGCCCCCCUGAUCCCACUCCUGUUUAAUAUUUUAGGAAUCAAUAUUUCUUUGCUGCUGAUCUUAGGAGAUGAGACCAGAACAUUUUGAUUGCUGUCAUUCAUUACAAGAAAAAAAAAAAACACAAACAGGGAGAUGAAAGUGAAAGAUUGAUGUGGGGUGCUUUAUGUCAUGAGCUAAAUUCAUUCAAAUUAAUCACUGUUGCCUUUUAAAAUGAAAUAACACUGCUGUUCCCUGUGGAGUAAAAAAAAAAACAUUUACAAAGAUUUAUGACCAUGUGUAAGUGAUGAUUUAAACAUAUCAAAACGUGCAACCAAGCCUGUGCCAAACUGUAUCUGUACAUUACUGUAUAGAGCAAUUAAAGAUCUAUAUGUAGUCUACUUGUUUCUCUUUUUCUUUUGUUUUUUACAUCCAUCAAUGUUGCACUACUGUCAUCUCUUGGAUUUUGCUGCUCAUCAUUUCCUUCCCUCCAAUUCGCUUAACGAGUCCGGUAUUUUCAGAAAACAAAAUAUCUUUCCUUUCCCUGCAUUACUUUCCACUGAGCAACCACAUUUUCAAAUUUGAGUUCCCUAUUAGACCUUCUUUACUUGCUCAAUAAUAUUCUUUUACACACAUUUUCUGCAGCUAAUAUUAAACCAAUUACAUAAACCAGUAAAAUGUUUCUCCACCAGUUCUUAUUUUAUUUAUACUUAUCUAAUCCCUUCUAUUUAUUCCUCUAAUUUUUAUAACAUCAAUGUUGUAUCCUAUCUAAAUGUCUCCCUUUUAUCUCAUUAUCCUAUCCCAUUUUUCGUAACUUCUUAC